Molecule: messenger RNA, 1313 nt
Organism: Agrilus planipennis (emerald ash borer)
Lineage: Eukaryota; Metazoa; Arthropoda; Insecta; Coleoptera; Buprestidae
Product: carboxypeptidase B-like
Exons: 5
Coding region: 26-1291 (421 amino acids)
Biological process (GO): proteolysis
Molecular function (GO): zinc ion binding; metallocarboxypeptidase activity
Source: RefSeq, a predicted model, not a curated record
GACUUUUUCUAAGUGCAGUAGAACAAUGUAUAUUUUUUACGUAUUUCUUAUUUUAUUACCCUUAAUUUCUGCUGAUAUUUCGGAUUAUGACGGCUUUAAAGUCUACGCUGUUGAUAUAUCAUCACGAGAACAAUUACAAAAGUUAGAUAGUUAUAGUGAAGAUGUAGAUUUUUGGACAAUGCCGCGUAGAAACAGUUCUUCUCCCGUAAAAAUGAUGGUAAAUCCUUUUUUGCAACAUCACAUAACUAAAUUAUUCGAAGAAGAAAAUAUCAGUUAUCGUGUAGUGAUUCCGAAUGUUGCUCAAUUUCUACAUGAAGAAGAUUUAGAAAGACAUAAUGAAGAAAUAAGAAUUAAAAGACAAUCAAGGAGUACACACACAAUACGUUUCGACAGAUUUUUGAGACACUCUGAAAUCAAUCAGUACUUACAGAAUCUUGAACAAAAAUAUCCCGAUUUUGUUUCUGUAUCAUUAAUUGGACAUUCGUACGAGGGUCGUGAAAUACUUGCGAUUAAAAUAGGCAAAUACAAUGAAUAUGAUAAACCAAUUAUCUUUAUAGAUGCAGGAAUUCAUGCAAGGGAAUGGAUCUCUUCGGCGACCGCCCUGUAUAUAAUCAAUCAACUCGUCGAAUAUCCUGAAAACAAAUAUCUCUCUGAUAAAAUUAAUUGGUAUAUCCUACCAAAUAUAAACCCAGAUGGAUAUGAAUACUCCCAUACUUCUGAUCGUCUUUGGAGAAAAACACGCAGUAAAACCAGAGAGAUUAAAUGCGCUGGGGUAGAUGGCAAUAGAAAUUUCAGCUUCCUGUGGGGCCUAGUUGGGGCCAGUUCUGAUGAAUGUUCUGAAACUUAUAAAGGACCGUUUCCGUUUUCGGAGGUUGAACUGCAAGCCUUUCGAAACUUUUCUAAACCAUUGUCUCGUAGAAUCAAAUUGUACCUUUCUCUUCAUAGUUACGGGAAUUACAUAAUUUACCCUUUUGGACAUCGCAGUGCAAUUCCAAAAAACGAGAACGAAUUAAAAGCUGUUGGAAGCAUUUUUGCUUCAUCUAUUAGUAAACGUUCGGAGGAAAGAUGGACAGUUGGAGCUACUGCUGACGUUUUGUAUGAAGCAACAGGGGCGUCAGAAGAUUGGAUGAUGGCAGAAAAUGGAGUAAAGUUGGCUUAUACUAUAGAACUACAAGAAUAUAAAGGACGGGGUUUUAAUUUUCCGCAAUCGAAAUUAUUGCCUGCUGUACAAGAUACAUUUGUAGGUAUAAAAGCUCUACAUUCGUAUAUUGAAAAAAAGUACUGCCCAUGAAAAAUAUAUAUUUUAUAGUACU